AGGAGAUGACCAGAGACUGCAGACAUAGUACAGGAGAUGACCAGAGACUGCGGACAUACUACAGGAGAUGACCAGAGACUGCAGACAUAGUACAGGAGAUGACCAGAGACUGCGGACAUACUACAGGAGAUGACCAGAGACUGCAGACAUAGUACAGGAGAUGACCAGAGACUGCGGACAGUACAGGAGAUGAUCAGAGACUGCGGACACAGUACAGGAGAUGACCAGAGACUGCAGACAGUACAGGAGAUGACCAGAGACUGCGGAAAUAGUACAGGUGAUGACCAGAGACUGUGGACAGUACAGGAGAUGACCAGAGACUGCAGACAUAGUACAGGAGAUGACCAGAGACUGCAGACAUACUACAGGAGAUGACCAGAGACUGCAGACAUAGUACAGGAGAUGACCAGAGACUGCGGACACAGUACAGGAGAUGACCAGAGACUGCGGACACAGUACAGG
This is a messenger RNA of Staurois parvus, 462 nucleotides long. The record is from the annotation of a GenBank genome assembly. NCBI's taxonomy places the organism in Eukaryota, Metazoa, Chordata, Amphibia, Anura, Ranidae.